This is a messenger RNA of Daphnia carinata, 3138 nucleotides long. RefSeq names its product POU domain, class 2, transcription factor 1-like. Lineage: Eukaryota; Metazoa; Arthropoda; Branchiopoda; Diplostraca; Daphniidae. The transcript has 9 exons. Gene Ontology annotation, biological process: regulation of transcription by RNA polymerase II. The coding region runs from base 260 to 3001 and encodes 913 amino acids. Gene Ontology annotation, molecular function: RNA polymerase II cis-regulatory region sequence-specific DNA binding; DNA-binding transcription factor activity, RNA polymerase II-specific. The record is from RefSeq and is a predicted model, not a curated record.
GCGUUCGUUGAAGACUGUCAUUAGCCAUCAGCUUUGGGAACCCGUGUGCAAGCUUGCUUGACCUUCAACGUGAGUCCACACACACACGGUGUGAAUGCAAAAAAAUGCAACCAAGCGCAACUGUUGAAUCGUUGGACCACGUCAGCUCACAGGAGGACGUUAAUGGUAGAGACUAUACGCAUCAUCAUUAAGCGCAUCUCCUUGCGAUCGUUUGACUCUGAUUAAAAAGAUGGCCCUCUACAGCACCCGCUGACAACUAAUGAGCCAAACGGAAGAAAAAAGAGGGCCAGUGUCGGUCAACGACAGAAUGAAGAAACUGGACCAGUUUGAUCAGCACGCCAUUCACCGAGGUCCAACUGGCGUCGUCUUGCCGGUCGGAGGAGGAGGAACAGGAGCAGGCCGGACUAGUAGUUCAAGUAACAGCGCAGGAGGUCAAUCAUCGACGUCAUCGUCGACAUCUUUCCGGAUGCCCUCGUUGACGAUGCCACUUAAUAUGCCCAUCUCAUUGGCCAUGGCAUCGGUGCCGGCGUUAAACAAUCUCAACACUCUGACCGGUUUAAGUGGUUUGGUUCAUCAUUCGUCUGCGGUCCAUCCGACGUCGUCUCAACAGUGUCUCGCAUCAUCGACGCCGCCAUCGGUCGGCAGCGCUGGAAGCCUCGGAGCCAAUUCGUUCACCGACUCGGAUUCGGACGACGCCGAAAUGGCCAACCAAACGCAGCACGAUCAUCAACGGCGUCCGUUAACGGCCAAACAUCGAACUCAUCACGCGCACGCCAAGUGUGACGGAGGAGUUUUGGUGUUGAAGGGACGGGAUACCAUCAUGACGACGGGCGGCAAUCCACGUUCGUCGCCCCUAUCCUCUCAUCAGUCGUUGACAUCUACGUUGAAGGAGCAUCGCGACCUAGUGGCCGACUACCACCAGCAAUUGCAACAACUUCAACAACAGCAAUUACAACAAGACGAGUCGCGACAUGUGGUUCGACGUGGUGGCGAAACAAAAGGACGUCGCAGUCCGCACAGCUCUGACGGAUCUGCCAGCCCGCCCGAUUCGCCCCUGCACGAUGCCGACCACACAUCCGAUUUGGACGAGUUUAUGGAAUCGGACAACGAAGACGCCGGAGUCGCUCUUGAUUUGGCAAGGAAUUCUCGGCGAGAUCAUUGCGGAGAUAUCAGUCAGCAUGACAGCGAUAGUUUUUCCGGCGAAGGCCAGCCGAUCAACGGCCAGUUUUCGGCCACUUUGGGAGGGUCCCCCGCCGCCGCAGCUGCUGCAAAUUUACAAGCUUCGAUAGCCGCGUUGCAAGCUGGACAACUGUCCCUGGGACAGAUGUUGGCAAUGAGCGCCACGCAAAACCCUUCGGUGUUGUUGCAAAACCCGAUGGCUGCAGCCACAGCGGCCGGCUUACCCGGCCUGUCUGGCCUAUCCUUUUCGGCGCAGGAAGUUCAAGCUAUGCAGCAAAGUUUUCAACAGCAGGCCAUUCAGCAACUAGCGCUACUGCAACAAGGAGCUGCUUCGCAAUUUAGUCCACAAGCACAAUUUUACCUACAGAGCCACGUGCAACAAGCACUGGUUCAAGCAGCUCAGCAGUACCAACAGCUGCAGAAGCAACAACAGUCAGUUAUUUCAUCUCACCGAAAUAGUUUCAGCGACGCUCAACACCAACUUCAUCUUCAGCAACAACACGUUCAGCACCACGAGCAGCAACAGCACAAACUGCAACAGAAGCAAUUGCAACAACAACAGGAGAAACAACAGCAAAUCGAACAACAGCCGUCUCGAGAACACUCGCCUCGGCAUCACCAUCCGUCGAACCCGCCGCCGGCCGAAGUGGCGGCGCCCGUCAUGACGAAAGCGGCGGCGACGCACAGCUCGCGGACGUCGUCCAACUCGUCGUCGGCCUCUGGUCAGUUGACGAUCGAACUCGGCACGGCCGGCAACGCUGGCACGGCCACCAACUCUGCCGCCACGCCGCUCUACGACUUGCCUCCGGAAGAGACUACGGAUCUAGAAGAACUGGAACAAUUUGCUAAAACGUUUAAACAGCGAAGAAUUAAACUCGGUUUUACCCAGGGGGACGUUGGUCUAGCCAUGGGUAAACUGUACGGCAAUGACUUUAGCCAAACGACCAUAUCACGUUUCGAAGCGCUCAACCUAUCGUUCAAGAACAUGUGCAAACUAAAACCACUGUUGCAAAAGUGGCUAGAAGAUGCCGACAGCGCUCUCGGUGGUGGUGGCAACGGCACGGGAGGCAACGGCUGCCUGGGCGGGACGACGGGACUGGGCAGCAUUGCGUCCGGCGGCGUCGGUGGUGUUCCCCUCUCUUCGCCGCUAGGUGGCGGUGGGGGAAACAGCGUUAGUGAUGGAUUAGGACGACGGAGGAAGAAGCGGACGUCGAUUGAAACGAGCGUUCGUGUCGCAUUGGAAAAGGCGUUUCUAGCUAACCCCAAGCCCACUUCGGAAGAAAUUGCUAUGUUGGCAGACGGCCUAUCUAUGGAAAAGGAAGUAGUCCGCGUCUGGUUUUGCAACAGACGCCAAAAGGAAAAGCGAAUUAAUCCGCCGAGCAGCGGGAUGGCAAGUCCGAGUCCAUCUGGGGCUGGCGGGAUUGGCGGAUCGAGUGGCGGACGCGAUGGCAACAAUAGCAGCGGAGGCGGCGGUAACGUGACUCCCACCAUUCCCGUGACUCCGCCUAACACGGCGGCCAUGCUGGCCUCGAUUGCGUCCAUCACGCCACCUUCGUCGCUGACGGGCGUCGGCUCUUCGCCGCUCUCGCCCGACCCGCCGACUCCACCCAACGUACCUCUGUCUUUAGUGACGACUGCUCACUCUUACCCACGCGGCGGAUCGCCUCCUUCGACCAUGUCCUCUCACCAUCUCGCCAUGAAUAUGGCGAUGGGCAUGCGCUCUUCACCCAGUUCUUCGUCGUCACCACUGCCCCUCUCUUUGACGUACAAUCCGAGACUCGGCAUGGGCUCUACCGGUCCGGCUACUAUUCCCACCGAAUGAACUCUUCAAUGAGCUAGGGGAGUAAGAGGUGGGCGAAUAGAUUACGGAUUGGCAUCCAUUUUUUUUUCUUUUGAGCCCGGGCCCUGUUCAAGUCCUACGUAAUAGUUCCUUCUUUUUUUUUUUUUUUUUUUGGUGUG